Molecule: messenger RNA, 7017 nt
Organism: Mesocricetus auratus (golden hamster)
Lineage: Eukaryota; Metazoa; Chordata; Mammalia; Rodentia; Cricetidae
Gene: Trim24
Product: tripartite motif containing 24
Exons: 19
Coding region: 223-3399 (1058 amino acids)
Molecular function (GO): zinc ion binding; protein binding
Source: RefSeq, a predicted model, not a curated record
CGGCGGCGGCGGCGGCGGCGCGGUGCGGGAAACCCGGUCCCCGUUGACAGCUCCGCGUCUUCCGGCCGCGCCACUCGGGAGGCGGCUUCCUCCCUGCGCUCCCUCCGCGAGUCGGCGCGGCCUCUUGAGGAGCAGCGGGAGGCGGCGGCGGCGGCGGCGGAGGUCGUCGGGGGCGGCGGGCGGCGAGCGCGCUCCCGCUUCCCCGGCGGCGGCCGCAGGACAAUGGAGGUGGCUAUGGAGAAGGCGGCGGCGGCGGCGGUAGCGGUGGCGGCGGCGGCGGCUCCGGCCGGCGGCCCCGCAGCGGCGGCGGCGGCGAGCGGGGAGAACGAGGCCGAGAGCCGGCAGGGCCCGGACUCCGAGAGCGGCGGCGAGGCAGCCCGGCUCAACCUGUUGGACACUUGCGCCGUGUGCCACCAGAACAUCCAGAGCCGGGCGCCCAAGCUGCUGCCCUGCCUGCACUCGUUCUGCCAGCGCUGCCUGCCCGCGCCCCAGCGCUACCUCAUGCUCGCGGCGCCCGCGCUGGGCUCGGCGGAGACCCCUCCACCCGCGCCCGUCCCCGCCCCCGCCCCGGGCUCCCCGGCCGGCGGUCCUUCGCCAUUCGCUACCCAAGUUGGAGUCAUUCGAUGCCCAGUUUGCAGUCAAGAAUGUGCCGAGAGACACAUCAUAGACAACUUUUUUGUGAAGGACACUACUGAGGUACCCAGUAGUACAGUAGAAAAAUCUAAUCAGGUAUGUACAAGCUGUGAAGACAACGCAGAAGCUAAUGGGUUUUGUGUAGAGUGUGUCGAAUGGCUCUGCAAAACAUGUAUUAGAGCUCACCAGAGGGUGAAGUUCACAAAAGACCACACAGUCAGGCAGAAAGAAGAAGUAUCUCCAGAGGCAGUUGGUGUGACCAGUCAGCGACCAGUGUUCUGUCCAUUCCAUAAAAAGGAACAGUUGAAACUUUACUGUGAAACAUGUGACAAGCUGACGUGUCGGGACUGCCAGCUGCUGGAACACAAGGAGCAUAGGUAUCAAUUUAUAGAAGAAGCUUUUCAGAAUCAAAAAGUGAUCAUAGAUACACUAAUCACCAAGCUGAUGGAAAAAACAAAAUACAUAAAGUAUACAGGAAAUCAGAUCCAAAACAGAAUAAUUGAAGUAAAUCAAAACCAAAAGCAGGUGGAACAGGAUAUUAAAGUUGCCAUCUUUACGUUGAUGGUGGAGAUAAACAAGAAAGGGAAAGCCUUGCUGCACCAACUUGAGAGUCUUGCAAAGGACCAUAGAAUGAAACUUAUGCAACAACAGCAAGAAGUGGCUGGACUUUCCAAGCAGCUAGAGCACGUCAUGCAUUUUUCUAAAUGGGCUGUUUCCAGUGGCAGCAGUACGGCAUUGCUUUACAGCAAGCGGCUGAUUACGUAUCGGUUACGGCAUCUUCUUCGUGCAAGGUGUGAUGCUUCUCCUGUGACCAACAACACCAUCCAGUUUCACUGUGAUCCUAGUUUCUGGGCCCAAAAUAUUAUCAACCUGGGUUCUUUAGUAAUCGAGGAUAAAGAGAGCCAGCCACAAAUACCUAAGCAGAAUCCUGUCGUGGAACAGAGUUCACAGCCACCAGGUGGUUUACCUUCCAACCAGUUAUCCAAGUUCCCAACUCAGAUCAGCCUAGCUCAGUUACGACUCCAGCAUAUGCAGCAACAGGUAAUGGCUCAGAGGCAACAGGUGCAGCGGAGGCCAGCACCUGCGGGUUUACCAAACCCUAGAAUGCAAGGGCCCGCCCAGCAGCCUUCCAGCUCUCAUCAGCAUCCACCACCACGUCUAAUAAACUUUCAGAAUCACAGCCCUAAACCCAAUGGACCAGUUCUUCCUCCUUACCCUCAACAGCUGCGAUACCCACCAAACCAGAAUGUACCACGACAGACGAUAAAACCCAACCCCCUGCAGAUGGCGUUUUUGGCUCAACAGGCCAUAAAACAGUGGCAGAUCAGCAGUGGGCAGGCUCCGCACACAGCUGCCAGCAGCUCGUCCUCCACCCCGUCCAGUCCCACGAUCACAAGCGCAGCUGGGUACGAUGGAAAGGCUUACAGUUCACCCAUGAUCGAUCUGAGCGCACCAGUGGGAGGGCCUUACAAUCUUCCGUCUCUUCCAGAUAUUGAUUGUUCGAGUACUAUUAUGUUGGACAAUAUUGCAAGGAAAGAUACAAGUGUAGAUCAUGGCCAGCCAAGACCUCCGUCAAACAGAACAGUACAGUCACCAAAUUCAUCAGUGCCAUCUCCUGGCCUUGCAGGACCCGUUACUAUGACUAGUGUCCAUCCCCCGAUACGUUCACCUAGUGCCUCCAGCGUUGGGAGCCGAGGAAGCUCUGGCUCUUCCAGCAAACCAGCAGGAGCUGAUUCUACACACAAAGUCCCAGUAGUCAUGUUGGAGCCAAUCCGAAUAAAGCAAGAAAACAGUGGACCACCUGAAAACUAUGAGUUUCCUGUUGUUAUAGUAAAACAAGAAUCAGAUGAAGAUUCUAGAGCUCAAAAUACUAACUAUCCAAGAAGCAUACUUACUUCCCUCCUCUUAAACACUAAUCAGAGUUCUUCUUCUGAGGAAGCUGCGUUAAGAUCUGAUGCUCCUGAUAGCACAGGAGAUCAGCCCGGACUUCAUCAGGAAAGUCCCUCAAAUGGGAAGCCUGAGUGGCUGGAUGCCUCUCAGAAGUCCCCAGUGCAUGUUGGAGAGGCAAGGAAGGAGGAGGAUCCCAAUGAAGACUGGUGUGCAGUUUGUCAGAAUGGAGGGGAGCUGCUCUGCUGUGAGAAGUGUCCUAAAGUGUUCCAUCUUACCUGUCACGUGCCCACAUUGACACAUUUCCCGAGUGGAGAAUGGAUUUGUACUUUCUGCCGAGACUUAUCUAAGCCAGAAGUUGAAUAUGAUUGUGAUACUCCCAGUCACAACUCAGAUAAAAGAAAAACCGAAGGCCUUACUAAAUUAACGCCAAUAGAUAAAAGGAAAUGUGAGCGUCUGCUUCUGUUUCUUUACUGCCAUGAAAUGAGCCUGGCUUUCCAAGACCCUGUUCCUCUAACUGUGCCUGAUUAUUAUAAAAUAAUUAAAAAUCCAAUGGACUUAUCAACCAUCAAGAAAAGACUUCAGGAGGAUUAUUGCAUGUACAUAAAACCUGAAGAUUUUGUGGCUGAUUUUAGAUUGAUCUUUCAAAACUGUGCUGAAUUCAAUGAGCCUGAUUCAGAAGUAGCCAAUGCUGGUAUAAAACUUGAAAGCUAUUUUGAAGAACUUUUAAAGAAUCUUUACCCAGAAAAAAGGUUCCCGAAACUAGAAUUCAGGAAUGAACCAGAAGAUAGUAAGUUCAGUGAUGACUCAGAUGAUGACUUUGUGCAGCCCCGGAAGAAGCGUCUUAAGAGCAUGGAGGACCGCCAGCUGCUGAAGUAAGCAGCUCCAGGGCCAUCACUGUCUAAGAAAAUGUCCUUUACAAAAAUAAAGACAAAACCUUGUCAGUGAUUUAACGUCAUGACACAGAAGGGUUUGUGAGCUCUCCGAUCUGUUUUUGCUGUUUACUAGACUUUGGUUUCUUUAAUAACCCAUUUCUUUAACCUCUUAUCAUUGAUAAUUUAAAAAAGAGGAAGGAAGAAAAUGUGUAGAAGAAUAAAAGGAGGAUGAAGAAAUAGGAAAAGAAGAAACAAAAAAGAAAAGACAUUCUUCCCACUUCUUGGAUUUCAUACAACAAUUGGGAAUAAAAGCUACAAUAGAAAGAAAAUAGAUUUUGAAGUAAGUUGAGAUUUUAGUGUGAUUUGAGUGUGUGUGAUAAUCCAUUUUUAGAAUUGAAAUGUCACUACCCAUUAAUUAUGGCCAACUAUAAGAGUCAGGGUUACUGUGCUUAAAAGCACUCCUCCCCAAACACAAGUGGGGAGAAGAGUCCUCUCCUGGGAACCUGCUAGGAAGGUGUAGACAGAUGCUAUGAAGACACCAAUUAAGAUGGAAAAUGCAGUAAAGAAAAUCAGGAAAAAUAAACGUUUCCUAUUGGUUUUGUUUUUAUCUUGUCAGAGAUGUUGGGCAUUGCAGGUCUUAAAGGCCGUUUUUCAUGUAUUUCUAGAUCUACUUUUCUUCAGCUUCCUUUAAGGAAGUAAGUGUGCAUGUUAGGUAGUUUUUGGGUUUUGUUUCCCCUACUGUGCAGGCGGUGCUUGUAAAGCCUCAUUGUUUUCAGUGUGGCUUUUCCCUUAUUUGUUGUUCGUUUGUUUGUUUGUUUUAUCAAAAGAGGGUCUCACUCUGUAGCCCUAUCUGUCCUGGAACUCACUGUGUCAACCACACAAGCCUUGAAAUGAGAGAUCCACCUGCCUCUACCUCCUGAGUGCUGGAAUUAAAGGUGUGUGCCACUAUGCCCUGCUCGUAGUAUCGUCAAAUAUAAAAUACAGUAGGUUACACCAGUAUUUGCUAGAAGAUUUCAGCUUGUCCUGGUGGCCGCCCAGUUUAAGUUCCCUGUCUUUAUCAGUUCAAGUGGAAAGUGUGUUGCAGGGUUUGGAAGAGAUCAAUCGUGGGGGUGGUAUAAGUGGGAAAAAAAUUAUUUUUUCUGAAGCAUCUUUUUGCUGGCUUUCUGCUCACUUGUUUUUAUUUUUAACAGACUUCAUAUUUUAUCAUUGAUCUGCCUUAAUUUAGAAUUUAAUUUUCUUUCUGGGAGAGAAAAAAUAUGUAUUCGUUUUGCUUGUUGGGGGGUGGCUCAGAUGAACAAAGCACUAAGUGAGAUUAAGAUAGGAUAAAAUCAUUCUGCCAUUUUAGUAGCCCAAUAUUUGACAAAAUGCAAGAACAUUUUAGUUUGUCAUUGUAAACUUAGUAUUAAAGCAUUUUAGAUGUUUGACUAGAGAAGAUUUUUUUCUGUAGAUUGACAGACUAAAACACAGCUGACAUGAGACUUUAUUUGGUCACGUUGCCUCCUGUGACCUGAAAUGUAGCUGGAUACGGUAGAUGUAGUAGCACACACUUAGUGCCAGCACUUGGAAGGUGGCGGCAGGAGAAUCAAAAGUUCCGAGUCACCCUGCAGUGCCGGGUGAGGCCAGCCUGUGCUGUAGGAGACCAUGAGUGGGUGGGGGGAAGACGAGGAGUUCUGUCCACAUCGUGUCACUUAGUGAGAUUGAUGGCAAUAGUUUCCCAUUCUCUAAGUAAACAGUCUGUAACCCAGUUAUGUAUGUAAGUCUUCAUCAGUUUUCUAAGGACGUGUUAUAUUGUGAUGUGUGUUGUGUUGAUUUGAUUGUACAGCUGACAUUUGUUCUGCAAACACAGUCUGAUCAAACUUUGACAAUAUAUAAACCCUGGGAAAAAGGGGUUCAGUUCAGUCUGGCCUUGAACUCUGGUCCUUCUACCUCUACCUCCCUGGUGCAGGGAUUAAAGUAGUGUGCCACCACGCCCUCAGCUUUGGGGUGUUUUGUUUUGUUACUUUGGGGAAGUGGGUAAUAAGCAUACCUUAAACUUGUGCAGUUGAGUCCAUCAUUUUGAGUAUAGCAGCUGUGGAAGCUUUUUUAUUGUUGGUAAUCUCUUAAUGAUUUAUUUAUUUUUAUUUCACAUGUAUGCACGUUUGCCUCCACAUAUGUAUGUGCACCAUGUAUGUGUCUGGUGCCCAUCCACAUGGGCUAGAAGAGGGUAUACGCUGGAACUGGAGUUACAGAGGAUUGUCAGCCACCAUGUGGGUGCUGGGAACAAAACCUGGGUCCUCUCUGCAAGAGUGAUAAAAAUUCUCUUAACCACUGAGCCAUCUCUCCAGCCCCAGCUGUGGAACUUUGGGCAAUAAUUUUCUUUUUGCUAUCUUAGAAUACCAUUCUCUGAUAGAUUGUCUUCCAUACUUGUCACCUGAGUUAAAGCAGUACUUAUGUAAAUUAUUUUGAGAAUUAUAAGGGGGAGGCAGGGCUUCAUUAAGGUAAACAUAAUUUUUAUGUACUUCAGCCAGAAUGUCUACUAAUAUACUCCAAACAAUCACUAUUAUAUUCUAUGCCAUAGUAACCUUUCAAAAUAAUGUUACAUUUCACCAUUACCAGUUUUUGCUGAAUCAAAGACAGCUGAGAACCAUGUUUCAUGUAAUGAUACAUAAUAUAUUAUUAAAAAAUAUUGUCUUGAGUUUUUUCUACAAGUAACACUGCUGUCAUGAUCUCUAAGUCUCAUGACACAAUCAUUAACAAGUGACAAUGUAUUCAGGUGAAUAUAAGCUAAGUGGUCAUGAACUCUAAUAGAAGCUUAAAGAAAGUCAAACUCUACCUAACAUUGAUUUUUUUUGAGAGCACCCUGCCCCCCCCAAAAAAGAGAAUAAAAUGUUCAUUAUGAUCCAGCAGUCUUGAUCUAAACUUAUUCCCGCAUUUACCUCUGAGAGCCCUGGGUCACAGUUCCAGUGCGUGGUGUCAUGUUACUCCCCUGCCACAUAGGCGCUGCUCUUGCUGAAUGUGACCAUUACCUUCUGUGCAGACUCCACGUGCCCAGAAGCACCUGCUCCCUCUGGCGGCAGGGAACCCACACAGCAACUCACACGGUUAAGACAGAAGCAUAAAUGAACUGAGCAGUGGUAAAGUCAAAUGGCACCUUUACAUCAGCGGCUGGCAGUGCGGUCCCCUUUGUGCUUUGAAUUCACAGGCCUGCUGCUUUUCUGGAUAGAGGGAGGGAAGGAUAAAACGAAAUGGCUUCCACCACAAUAGCUUUGUUUCUCCAAGCUAAAGAAUGGGCUUUGUGCUUUGCUACCACACAAGUGUGUAGGUAUGGAAGUAUGACUUAAGAACACUUCAGAAAGGGCAUCCGAGUCAGAAUGGUGAGUACCUGCCAGUCUCUCAUUUAAAAGGUGUUUGCAGCUGGAUGCUGUUACCAGUGUAUACAUUUAUAUUGCUUAACAUGUAAACGAGUCUAUCUUUUUGCCCAGGCCUGAUCCAAACUAAUGUGAGUUGCUUCCUGAGAACCAAAAGAUUGAGUUUCAAUUCCAAGUGUUGUAAAAGAAAAUUGUGUUUAUUUUCUGUUUAUCUAAAGUCCAUAUGAAUGAGGGAAACAGAGUGAUCUGGUUGGUCAUUAAAAUUGUGGACGUGA